Messenger RNA from Cajanus cajan (pigeon pea), 1392 nucleotides. Lineage: Eukaryota; Viridiplantae; Streptophyta; Magnoliopsida; Fabales; Fabaceae. The record is from RefSeq and is a predicted model, not a curated record.
AUGAGGCUCAGCCCCGAGAAAUGUACCUUCAAAGUUAAAGGAGGCAAAUUUCUUGGGUUUAUGCUAUCGGCUAGGGGAAUAGAGGCGAACCGAGAUAAAUGCCAAGCUGUCUUAGACAUGCGGAGUCCGAGCAAUCUCAAGGAAAUGCAACGACUGUCCGGAAGGUUGGUCGCAUUGUCCCAAUUCCUCCUUCGUCUAGCCGACAAGAUCAGCCCGAUGACUAAGCUUCUAUGGAAGGCUUCGGCCUUCUCGUGGAAUGAACCAUGCGAGGAAACCUUUGCAGCGUUGAAAGCAACCCUGGCGACACUGCCGAUCCUAACGAGACCUGAUCCUUCAAGCCCACUCCUAGUAUACUUGGCUGUAUCCGAUGAGGCGAUCAGCUCGGCCCUGCCACCGAGUAGUUGUACACACCAACUGCCCAUCGCUAAGGUCUUAGGCAAGCCUGAACUCGCCGGAAGAAUGAUGGCCUGGUCGGUGGAGCUCUUCCAAUUUGACAUCACCUUCAAACCUAGAGGACUGAUCAAAGCCCAAUGCCUGGCCGACUUUGUGAAUGAGCUUCAUCCCCACGGCCAAUUCGAAGAGCAUUGGUGGACCCUCCAUGUGGAAGGUUCCUCAAAUUGUCAGGGAAGCGAAGCAGGAGUAAUUCUGGAGGGACCCAAAGGAAUAGUUUUGGAACAAUCCCUCCGCUUUCGGUUCAAGGCUUCGAACAACCAAGCCGAGUAUGAAGCCCUAUUGGCCAGAUUAAGGCUAGCCGAAGACAUGGGUGCUUCGAGAAUCAAAUGCUUGACCGAUUCCAAAGUUGUGGUCGAGCAAGCAAACUUUCAAGAGGUGUUGGUCGGGCACAUCCCGCGCGAGGACAACACCCGAGCCGAUCAGUUGGCUAGGUUGGCUGCGACCAAGAAGCCAGGCCAACUAAGAACCAUCAUUCAACAAGAAAUCGACCACCCUAGUUUCGAAGCGGAAGUCGUAGCAAGCAUUGAUACCGACCACCUCGGCCAGAGCGACCCACCCGACUGGCGAGCCGAAAUCAAGGCAUUCAUCACCAAUGGCGCCGCUUCGACCGACCCGACCGAAGCCAAACGAUUGAGAACACAGGCCAGCAGAUAUGUCAUCAUCGCAGAUCAGUUAUACAAGCACGGCUUCUCUACUCCCCUACUCAAAUGCCAAGACCAAACCGAGGCCGAUUACGUGAUAAGAGAAGUUCACGAGGGUAUUUGCGGAAUGCACUCCGGGGUGAGAACGACUGUUUCCAAGCUUCUGCGUGCCGGGUACUACUGGCCGACCAUGAAUACCGAUUGCGGAGCCUUUGUGAAGAAGUCUCAACAAUGUCAAAAGCACGGCAACUUAAUCCACCAAGUUGCCGAGCAACUGCAUUACAUUCCCCCAGCGUGA